GAGAGAGAGAGAGAGAGAGAGAGAGAGAGAAACUGUGAGCGUUAAUGGCGGAGGGGAAGAGAGAGAGAAGAGAGAGUAGCAGCGAAGAGAGCGUGAAGCUAUUCGUGGGUCAAGUACCGAAGAACAUGACGGAGGUUCAGCUUCUCACAAUGUUCAGAGAGUUUGCUCUCGUCGACGAGGUCAACAUCAUCAAAGACAAAACCACGCGCGCCUCGCGUGGUUGUUGCUUUGUGAUUUGUCCGACGAGGGAAGAGGCAGACAAGGCAGUCAAUGCGUGUCACAACAAGAAAACUCUAUCUGGGGCAUCUAGCCCGUUGCAAGUGAAGUAUGCUGAUGGCGAGUUGGAAAGACUAGAACACAAGCUCUUCGUCGGCAUGCUUCCAAAGAAUGUUUCUGAAGCUGAAGUUUCUGCUCUCUUCUCUACAUACGGAACUAUAAAGGACUUACAGAUAUUACGAGGCUCUCAGCAAACUAGUAAAGGAUGUGCAUUUUUGAAGUAUGAGACAAAAGAACAAGCCAUUGCAGCCUUGGAUGCCAUCAAUGGAAAGCAUAAAAUGGAGGGAUCUAGUGUUCCUUUGGUUGUCAAGUGGGCAGAUACUGAAAAGGAAAGGCAAGCUCGGAGGGCUCAGAAAGCUCAAUCUCAGGCUUCUAAUGUGCCAAAUACUGAUUCACAACAUCCUUCAUUAUUUGGAGCUUUACCAUUGGGUUAUGUUCCCCCAUAUAAUGGAUUUGGUUAUCAGGCUCCCGGAUAUGGACUGAUGCAAUAUCGCUUGCCACCAAUGCAGAAUCAACCUGGAUUUCAUAGUAUGAUUCCUACGGUAAACCAAGGAAAUGCAUUGCGUGGAAUUGCACCUGACCUUGGCCCCAGUAUGAACCCUAGAAAUUAUGCAAUCCCUCCUGCUAGUUAUAUGGGAUCUACUUAUCAUCUUCAGCAUCCCCUGGCAUAUCCUGGAGGAAUGUUCAGCCAUCGGCCUUUGAGUAGUUCACCUCGGUCAGUGCCACCUGCAGUUUUAAGCAGUAACUCUGCAACAUCUUCCAGCACAGGAAAAGGUUCUGGGGGUCAGGUUGAAGGUCCACCUGGCGCUAAUCUAUUUAUUUAUCACAUACCUCAAGAAUAUGGAGAUCAAGAACUUUCAACUGCUUUUCAGGGAUUUGGUAGGGUCUUGAGUGCUAAGGUUUUUGUUGACAAAGCAACUGGUGUUAGCAAAUGUUUUGGAUUUGUUAGCUAUGACUCACCAGAGGAUGCUCAAUCCGCUAUUAGCAUGAUGAAUGGAUUUCAAUUAGGUGGCAAGAAAUUAAAGGUUCAACUAAAGAGAGAUAACAAACAGACUAAACCUUGUUGAGCUGAGGGCAAGUCAAGGAGGAAAAGCAGAAUUCUUAAUGAUUUGUGGUCGCAUGCAACCUGGUCAUAUUCACUGCAAUAUCAUUAUUUGGGGUGGACUAGCGAUUAAGUGUGCUCCAAUGGGUUGCUCCAUCCAACUUGUAAUUGCCUCAUGGGAUUGAAAUCCCAGAAACUUGUAAUUCAUGGUGCAUUUUUGUGCCAAUACAAUUUGUAAUUUGUGUAUCAUGGAAGUACAUUAGACAUUCAUAAUUAAUUUAUUGAUUUUUCCCCAGAAAACAUCUUUUAGUCA
Molecule: messenger RNA, 1631 nt
Organism: Quercus lobata
Lineage: Eukaryota; Viridiplantae; Streptophyta; Magnoliopsida; Fagales; Fagaceae
Gene: RBP-DR1
Product: RNA-binding protein-defense related 1
Exons: 9
Coding region: 45-1343 (432 amino acids)
Cellular component (GO): ribonucleoprotein complex
Molecular function (GO): RNA binding
Source: RefSeq, a predicted model, not a curated record